Messenger RNA from Entelurus aequoreus (snake pipefish), 4116 nucleotides. Its product is annotated as zinc finger protein OZF-like. The record is from RefSeq and is a predicted model, not a curated record. Gene Ontology annotation, biological process: regulation of transcription by RNA polymerase II. The transcript is spliced from 2 exons. Gene Ontology annotation, molecular function: RNA polymerase II cis-regulatory region sequence-specific DNA binding; DNA-binding transcription factor activity, RNA polymerase II-specific. Bases 576 to 2117 code for a protein of 513 amino acids. Gene Ontology annotation, cellular component: PcG protein complex; transcription regulator complex. NCBI's taxonomy places the organism in Eukaryota, Metazoa, Chordata, Actinopteri, Syngnathiformes, Syngnathidae.
UGGUGGGGUUCGGUACCUCCAACAAGGUUAAGAACCAAAAGCUUUUUGUAAGUAAAAAGUAUCUUAAACCAUUAAUAGCCUCACUUUACAUUAACUUUUUUAAAUCUAUCCCUUGUUUGUUGUUGUAUUCUUGUUACUUUUUACUCCUAGGUAAGUUGUUUUAUUUUUUUUUACCUAACACCAAUAAAACAUACAAACAUCACAAAACAUGACGUAGCAGAAGCUCCGCCUGAAAAAAAUAAAAUGCCUGUCCGGGAAAUGACGUCAUCUUCGCGCAAGCGCAGACCGAUCAUGUCUUCCGGUACCUAUCUUGUCGACGUGUAGUGACAAGCAGGACGCUGACAAGUCAGUCUUAUUAUUUGUUCUCCACUUUGUAAAUAUUUAUUUCGUAUAAAAUACUUAUUUGAUUCUUUAUUUAAGGAUACAAUUGUCUUGGUGCACGAGUAGCUUAGCGCGCUAGUUAGCUUCGCUCGUUAGUUAGCUUAGCUUGUUAGCUGCUAACAGAAGACAGAAGUUAUCAACACAUCGCUAAGUAGAGAUCAAGUGUGAGAGUAAAGUGUUGUGAUUGUGUGAAAAUGUCUACAUUACAAAUGUUGAGAGCGUUGGUGGAUCAGCGACUAACUGCUGCCGUCGAGGAAAUAUUUGUAGCGUUAGAAAGAACGAUAGCAGAAUACAAGGCGGAACUUUCUAGAACGAAAGAGGAGAACUAUCAACUACUGGACGCUGUUUUCAAGAAACAUCAAGUUGUGUUACACAGAACAGAUCAUCUUCUCCAUGAGCCAGAAGAGGAACCACAGCCCCCCCACAUUAAAGAGGCAGAAGUGGUACCACAACUCCAACACGUUAAAGAGGAAGAGGAGGAGCCACGGCCCUCCCAUAUUAAAGACGAAGCAGCAGAACACAGCAUCAGUCAGGAGGGAGAACAUAUUGACGGACGGGUGGAGUUCCCAGUGACUGGUGUCCCUGUGAAGAGUGAAGAUGGUGAGGUCAAAGGUGAAAGUGAGGAGAAGAGAGAGGCGGAGCCUCCAAGCAGCAGCUCAACACAACACAUGACAACAGAAGCUGAUGGAGACCACUGUGGAGGAUCACAAGCAGACCAGCUCUUAGCUCCACUAUCAGAUAGUGAGGACACAACGUCACACUCUCCUGACACUGAUGAUGAAGACUCUACAGAUGAUAAGACAUGUCACACUGACAACACUCACUUGAAAAGUUUUGGCCUCAAAAAGUCUCUAAAUAGACGCAUAAAAAAUCACACUGGAGAGAAAUAUUUUCCAUGCUCAGCGUGCGGUAAAAGAUUCUGUAUAAAAGAAGACCUGAUAAAACAUGCAAGAAUACAUACUCAAGAGAAACCUUUUUCCUGUUCAGUGUGUGGAGCAGCUUUUGUUAGAAAGGGCAGUUUAAAAACCCACAUGAGAAUACACGCUGCAGAGAAACCUUUUUUGUGUUCCAUGUGUGAUUCAGGUUUUGCUCAAAGGCAAAAUUUGAAAAACCACAUGAGAACACACACUGGAGAAAAACCUUUCUCAUGUCCUGUGUGUAAGUCAAGUUUUAUACAAAGUCAAAACUUGAAAAAACACAUGACAGUGCACACAGGCGAGAAACCUUUUUCCUGUUCAAUCUGUGGUGUAUGUUUUUCAAGGAAAGAAACUUUGACUAUUCACAUGAGAAGACACACAGGAGAAAAACCUUUUUCAUGUUCUGUGUGUGACUCAAGUUUUGUACGAAGUCAUGAGUUGAAUAUCCACAUGCGAAUACACACUGUAGAAAAACCUUUUUCCUGUUCAAUCUGUGGCGUAGGUUUUAAAAGAGGGUACAGUUUGAUAGAACACACAAGAACACACACUGGAGAAAAACCUUUUUCGUGUUCAGUGUGCGAUUCAAGAUUUGGUCAAAAUCGGGGUUUGAAAAAACACAUGGAAAUUCACGCUAGGGAAAAAGUGUUGAGUUGCAAUGUGUGUGAUGAAAGAUUCUCUUAUAAAUACCAACUUAACAAACACAAGUGUGCUGGUGAGAACAGCAGCAGUAAUAUAGGAAAGUGCUCCGCAGUACUCCACCGGGCCGAAUCUCCCAGUCGUAAAGAAUCCUUCAAAAGAAGGCUGAAUCCAAACACAUAAAUCUAGUCACUUGUUCCUUAGCCCAUUUCUGACAUGUCCUGAAAGGUUCAAUGAAAUCCGACUAAAUUUUUUCUGUUUUGUUGUUAACUACCUGACGAUUAUACAAACCACAAAUCACUUGUAAUUACUUUUCAAUUACUUCAGUAGCAAACAUUUAUAUAUGUUUCUUAGUUACACAUCCUGGAAAACAACAUCCACACAACAGUUUAUAUUUAUUAUUAAUUCUUACUAAUAUUUUGAGUUGUGUACUAACACAUCAAUUUGUACUUCUGCUAAUAUUUAAGAAGUGAUGAUGAUGUUAUGGUUCAGUGUGCCCCUUCACAGGCUUGCUGUCUUCAGUUGUCCUACUACUUGUACUUGUACACUGUACAGUUUAAUUAUGGACAACUUUUGUACAAUAGAUCUUUUUUUGUACUAGCUAUUUUGAAACCAGUGCUGUAUCCUUUGCAUACGACUUUGUAGAAUACAAUUUCUGUUUUUCAUGACUAAUGGUCGAAUUAAUUCAGCUGUUUGGUGCCGUGACCCGGAUUGGCUGACACCGAGUUCUUGAAAUGUGUUAUUUUCAAAUGUCUUUAUUGAAAUAGAAGAUUUUUUUUCGAGUUGAGUCAAUAUUUUAUUAUUUAAUGAAACAUUUAAAAAGUCUGGGUUUACCGCUAAUUGAUCAUGGCGCACCGCCACGGCAAAAUUAAAGCCCCCACACCUUAAAAAUAAGUGUUGUUUUUUUUUCACGUGAAAAUAAAUAAAUGUAAUAUCAUGUAAAGUUGGUUAUGUUACUAACAAACUACCUGACGACUGAACAAAUCCCAAAUUACACUUUGUUACUUUUCAAUUACUUCAAUAGCAAACAUGAAUAAUCAGACCAGUUAAUGACAAAUGGUCUGAUUCUUUUUUUGAUUGAUUGAUUGAGACUUUUAUUAGUAGGUUGCACAGCGAAGUACAUAUUCCGUACAAUUGACCACUAAAUGGUAACACCCGAAUAAGUUUUUCAACUUGUUUAAGUCGGGGUCCACUUAAAUUGAUUCAUGAUACUGAUAUAUACUAUCAGAUAUAUACUAUCAUCAUAUACAGUCAUCACACAAGAUAAUCACAUUGAAUUAUUUACAAUCAGGGGUGUGAGGGGGGGUAGGAUAUGGACAGCAACUAGUAGACAUAGAGAGAGAGAGAGAGAGAGAGAGAGAGAGAUCAGAAGGCAUAAGAAAAAGUAUCUGCAUUUGAUUGUUUACAUUUGAUUAUUAACAAUCCGGGGAGGGUGUUAGUUUAGGGUUGUAGCUGCCUGUAGGUGAACUUUUAUUGCGGUUUUGAAGGAGGAUAGAGAUGCCCUUUCUUUUAUACCUGUUGGGAGCGCAUUCCACAUUGUUGUGGCAUAGAAAGAGAAUGAGUUAAGACCUUUGUUAGUUCGGAAUCUGGGUUUAACGUGGUUAGUGGAGCUCCCCCUGGUGUUGUGGUUAUGGCGGUCAUUUACGUUAAGGAAGUAGUUUGACAUGUACUUCGGUAUCAGGGAGGUGUAGCGGAUUUUAUAGACUAGAGAUGAGAUGUUUAACAACAAAAACAAGUCUAUUCUUCCAAUUGGUCAAUUGGUUCACCCGUCUGAUUAGCAAUCUGGGCACACCUGUUCCGCGUUACCAAUCGGGCUUUUUAUGCCAGCCCUGGAAAAACAUUGUUUUGUUCAAAUUAGUAGAGGCAAUUUGAACAUUUAUUUGUGUGUGUUUGCAGGGGCUGGGGGCUCACACCAGCAACCCUCCCUAAUCCUGGUGGUGGCUUUUCUCACAAGUCAUUUGCUUAGAAUCAGCGGUGAUGUUGGGUUAGUGUCUCCAUGGUUGUCCUGCCGCCGUGGUGAGCCCAGCCCUGAAUUAUUUCUUGCCUGCACUUGUGUUUAUUUCCAACCGUCUAUUCCAGCUACAUUUUAGAGUAAAAAAACAAUUGAAUAAAUGUAUAUUUGUGUUUUUGGAAUCACGUCUCUGCCCUGUGUUAAUAAAAAUGUGUGUCUUUCAGUUAAUGA